GAAUUCUGCCACCUUCAAGUCGCUUGAAGACCGAGUUGGGACCAUAAAGACUAACCUACCAUGGCCGACCAGCGACAGCGCUCACUCUCUACCUCUGGGGAAUCGCUGUACCAUGUUCUGGGGCUGGACAAGAACGCAACCUCAGACGACAUUAAAAAGUCCUACCGGAAACUGGCCCUGAAAUAUCACCCGGACAAGAACCCUGACAACCCAGAGGCUGCGGACAAGUUCAAGGAGAUCAACAACGCACACACCAUCCUCACGGACGCCACGAAGAGGAACAUCUACGACAAGUACGGCUCGCUGGGGCUCUACGUGGCCGAGCAGUUUGGGGAGGAGAACGUCAACACCUACUUCGUGCUGUCCAGUUGGUGGGCAAAGGCCCUGUUUGUCUUCUGCGGGCUCCUCACCUGCUGCUACUGCUGCUGCUGCCUGUGCUGCUGCUUCAACUGCUGCUGCGGGAAGUGCAAGCCCAAGGCGCCCGAGGGCGAGGAGACCGAGUUCUACGUGUCCCCCGAGGACCUGGAGGCGCAGCUGCAGUCGGACGAGCGGGAGGCCACAGACACACCGAUUGUCAUACAGCCAGCGUCCGCCACAGAGACCACUCAGCUCACAGCCGAGUCCCACCCCAGCUACCACACCGACGGGUUCAAUUAAGUUCAGGAGAAGCUGUGAUGUGCGGAUCAAUCAGCACCCGGCCACUUCGACCUGAGAAUCAUGAACUGUAGUCACAGAGGUGGGGAGGGAGCCGCUCUGGCCU
Messenger RNA from Myotis brandtii (Brandt's bat), 760 nucleotides. RefSeq names its product DnaJ (Hsp40) homolog, subfamily C, member 5 (gene DNAJC5). Gene Ontology annotation, cellular component: membrane; presynapse; intracellular membrane-bounded organelle. Lineage: Eukaryota; Metazoa; Chordata; Mammalia; Chiroptera; Vespertilionidae. The record is from RefSeq and is a predicted model, not a curated record. Gene Ontology annotation, biological process: regulation of synaptic vesicle cycle. The coding region runs from base 61 to 657 and encodes 198 amino acids. The transcript has 5 exons.